UCUUCAUGCGUCGAGUAAUUAAAUUGUUAUCAACGAUCCAAAGGGACGAGUCACUAUUGAAAAAAUAUGUAUUUAAAGAUGUUUUAGAUCGGCCAAUUUAUUUUAAAUAAUAUUUUUCAAAUAUGUAGAAUUGAUUUGAGAAAAAAAAAUCAAGAACAUGGGACAUUUAAUUGUUUAAAAAUCCUCGCGUUAAUUGCAGCGAAGACCAAUUAUUUUAACGAAUAAAGUGAACUAUAAAUACAACAAAUAAAGCUGCAGAUAAUUUUAAAAAAUGAUUAAAUGAAAGGGUAAAUCUACAAUUGAGAACUGCGAAUGAAGAGCACGUGAAGCUAUUCAUCGUAAAUUUUGAAAAAAAAAUGUAAUCAGAAUUUUCUAACAAUGAUUUGACUGGCGAAAUAUAAAAUUCAAAAAUAAAUACUUCCCUAAAGUAGAUGAAAGAAUUUUUUUUUCUCUCUGGAUCGAGAUAAUCGAUUUUUUAAUUUCGAAAAAAAAAACACCGAACAAAGAUGUCUGUAAUCACGUACCGUGCCACUUAAAAUAAAUCAAAUAGUCACUCACCACCGGAAAUAAUUUCAUUAUCAAUCCGAAACCCGACAAUUCACGACUUCAUAUGCAAAAUACGAAUCGAUAAAACAGCAAUUUUUCUUGAAAGAUAAAAAAAAAGAACACAAAUUUGAGGCCAUUGCGCCCGACCAAUAUAUCUCCCCCGAUCAUUGCAUUACAUGAGUUUAUGAUCGUCUGGAGUCGCUUGGAAUGCGUGUGCAUAUCGUCGGCUCGAAAAACCGUCAGACGACGGAUGUCCUCAGCGAGAGACCCUCAUCAGUCUCGCCCACAUUCCGUCGGCGGAAGGAAGUGCUUUCGCUCUUUAGCCGUUGGAGAAUUUUUUUUUUUUCGCCCUCCCUUCCCCUAUUGAUCUUUUACCUUUAGCCGUAACCUUGCGCCGCUGGCUUUUUAUUUGCCGAAGCGUCAUAACGGGGACGUGCAGACACGCAAAAGAAUUAUUAUUCACGAUUUUAUUUAAUCUUUUUUAUUUUACGUUGAUAAUUUUUUUUAUUCCUUUGCAUUCGGUGGUACCACUUGACGUAAUGGGACAUUUUACCGGAAAGUGAGAUCGCGAUUCUUCAAUUUGGAAUUUUUUAAAAAUUUAUUUAGUAUUUUUUCGCACUCAUGAUUUGUGUUUUUUUGCGGUUGGAUUAUUUAUUAUUAUUUUCACAUUCGUUUCGAUGGAAAUUUUCGCGGGUGGGCGACGUUGGUGACGCUUGACGUCGGAGGAAACUUUUCGAAAACGUGAUUGAGCUGAGGGCUGCGGCUGCGGCUGAAACAUCACAAAAAUGGAGACAUGUUUAGACGGACCAUUUGUCUUCAGGCUCAACGACAGUGGAAGUGCACCUCACCUCCUAGUUCAGGUAUGUACAGAACGGGGCUGGCGAGAAUACACUGGUGACACGAAUAAUGCGUUGAAAGAUCGUUGGAAUUUGUGGUGGAAGUCAGGAGGAUUCCCCACAUCGCACUACAAAAGUCUCCUGCCCUGGCAAUUCAUAAACAGAAUACCAAAGGGUAGCUCGAUAUGCAGAAAAGACAACCUCGUAAGGCAUCUCAAGUGUAUGCGACAGGUUUAUGGAUCCAUCUAUGACAUCAGUCCUCCAGGUUACAAUCUACCAUCGGAGUACACGAAACUAGCAGCUGAUUGCAGUCGAUGUGAAAAGGAUGACAGGGUGUGGAUAUGCAAGCCUGUGGGACAGAGCCAAGGACGAGGGAUUUUUUUAUUCAGGAGAUUGAGUGAUCUGAGUUAUGACAGUGCAGCUGUAGUCCAGCGAUACAUUGAAAAACCCCUUCUGAUUGGGGGCUACAAAUUCGAUUUGCGCCUGUACGUCUGCGUUCCAUCAUACCGACCACUGACCAUCUACCUCUACAAAGAAGGAUUGGCAAGAUUUGCCACGGAAAAAUUCUCCCUCGAGAACUUGGACGAUCCAUUUCGUCACUUGACAAAUUUCGCCCUCAACAAACUCGGGCCCGGUUAUUCCCAGAAAAAAGAACGAGUCGGUGCAGGCUCAAAGUGGAGCUUUCGACAAUUGCGAAGAUACAUGGACCAAUCUGGCUUCAACGACUGGUUCCUCUGGCAGAGGAUAGCCGCAUUAAUUACUCUGACUGUUCUAAGUCAAACUACCGGGAUACCAAAAUCCUCAAAUUGCUUCGAAUUCUUUGGCUUCGAUGUUCUCAUCGAUGCCAACCUCAAGCCAUGGCUUCUCGAAGUCAACGUGAGUCCAGCACUGGGGAACGAUUGCGAGGUCGACUCGGAAGUGAAGAAACCACUUCUUCAUGAUUUGUUCGAUCUGCUCGGACUUCCUGUGUGCAAUACUGGGCUCUCACUGUUCAAAAUUUGGUCGGCAUCUAGCCCUAUCGUGGGCAACUGCGACGACCAUUAUUGUGCUUCCAAGUAUUACCAACCGCGGUGUUCUAAACGACGCUGCAGAGUCGAUGACUCUGUUGGCUUCAUCAAUUCACGACCAGAAAGUGCAAAUACGUUGCGACGUAGAACAGAAGAUUUUUCACGCUUCAAUUCCCUCUGCGUCGACAAAAAUAUCCGAAGGGGUUUCAAAGGGAUGAAUAAAUCAGAGCACUCAGGUGGGCUCGUUUGGGACAACGGUAGAGACUGGGGCAAUCCGAAGACGAGAGAAGGUGGUUGGAUAAGGACUUAUCCAUUUAUGAGUCACAAAUCGUUGGAUAAUAUGGAAUUUUCGAGUAGAUCGAGCCCUGGCGAGCCAAGACCUGUGGAAAAAGAAAUUAAGAAUAGUGUUCUCUGCAUUCAAAAAUUCAUAAAAGUCGCUAAAGAUAUCCAACGAGAAUUUGGCAAAGAAGGUGACGUCCGAUGCAACGAAAUCUUGAGAAGAGAAUUGGACCUCACAACUGAUGUCUGGCUCCCGGAGAAAUGACAUGACGUGUACAAACGCACCGUCCGGUGUUCAACUUCACCCAGUGUUUCAAAUUUUUGAAUAUAAAAUGUACAUAAAAAUAAUGUAUCGAACUCUAUCACCUCACAUUCCCCUGAAAUUGUCAUUCUCCCACACUAAAUAAAUUCAGCUCUUCUGACCUAAAUUAUUCGACCUUAAGUACAGGAUGUGGAGGAAAUAAAUCAAAACAAACUCGUUUACAAAAAAUCCGCCAAAACAUUGGUUUAUUGGACUUUUGUUUUGUUUUCGUCUUCUUUUUUAGCGUGGUAUUAUUAAAAAUUAGUUGACGCCCUUGGCCGCCAGCCUCUUGUCGCGUUCCUCAGCAAUGGAGAGCUUGACUCCCUUGCCCUUUGGCAGACUGAUGUAUGCCUUAGGACCUUUGCCAAUAA
Molecule: messenger RNA, 3340 nt
Organism: Diachasmimorpha longicaudata
Lineage: Eukaryota; Metazoa; Arthropoda; Insecta; Hymenoptera; Braconidae
Product: probable tubulin polyglutamylase TTLL2
Exons: 8
Coding region: 1332-2933 (533 amino acids)
Biological process (GO): microtubule cytoskeleton organization; protein polyglutamylation
Cellular component (GO): cilium
Molecular function (GO): tubulin-glutamic acid ligase activity; tubulin binding
Source: RefSeq, a predicted model, not a curated record